GUGUUGAGCUUUCGGCCAGAGCUGACGACCUCCCUCCCAAGCCCAAUGCUAAAGCCCGUGCUUGACGAACGCCGGCAGCCCCGCUAACUGAGGAGCUAACACAGAGAAGUGUAGCUCACUGAACGGGUGUGAAGUGCAGUGCCUUAUAAAAUAAAAUUAUCAAAUAUACUCGUACCUGCGUUGGAGUGGCGGAGGAAUCACGCGGCCGUGGGGACACUUUGAGAUUGAGUUCAUUGAUUGAACGUCCCAGCGCUGCGUCAUGUUGUUGCUGCCAUCGCAAUCAUGUCCAGCAACAACAGGAACAACAACCACUACAAGCAACUACGAAAACUAAUUUGCAAAAAUCAUAAAAACAAAAUCAGAAUCACGAGACAAUAAAAGCAGACAGUAUAACUUUAUCAAGCUGGUAUAUGACCAGAUCAAACUGGAACAAAAUCCAGAAGCAGUUACAAACGCGAGAAUAGCUGAAAAAUUGCAGUAUAUUUUUGGUUCACACUAAAACAAGAAAACUGAGAAACCGCACUGGAAGAGUAACAGCAACAAGAACCACUAAAAGAACCACAAGCACAAGUGUCUCCAUUUUCUUGUGCGAAAAACCAUUCUGUGAUAUCUCAAGACCCAAAGAUGGCAUCGUUAACCUUGCACUUGAUAGUGAUAACUCUUCUGGCGGCGGCAGCUAUGACAACGGUAACAGCAGCAACGCGGCAGCGGGGCAGAGGAAAAGCAGCAGCAUCCACAACUAGCACCGAAGUGCCAACGCUGCGGGCGCCCCGACAGCGCCGUCCGCCCACUACGCAAUCAAUUGAAAUCCAGUUGUUCUCGAGCCGCAGUCGGAGUCUGAGCCGCAGCAGCAGCACCACCACCACCACCAGCCCGCCCUUGCCACAAACAUCAGACAAUAAGCAGCAGCAGCAGCGUCGCCGCUUCACUACCACAACGACAACAACUACAACAGUCGCCCCUUCGGCGAGGACUCUGCGGGACCGGGGAAGCGGGAGAGGUGCGCGUCAGCCCCGCGACACGCCCGCGCUGAGCAGCGUCAGCGAAUUCGGUGGCAGCAGCAACAGCAUCAGCCGCAGUUGGGGCCAGCCGCAAGCUCUACCCAGCAGUGCCAUUCCUUCUGUCCACAUCGCCAAUACUGCCACUUCCGAUUUCGCAUCCACAUCUAGUUUGGCUUCUCGAGGCGGCGCGUUAAAAACGCCGCGCAUGAUCCAGAGAUUAGUGGCUGGACACAUACAAAAUGCGCAGGGACAUUCCACCUACGAGGUGUCGGCGGUGAGUGCCAAUAGCUCACACUCGGCCUCCACUUCCCUGCCAACAACGACCACAGCCAAAUCCACACCCACGUCGCGGGGCAACCAACCAACGUCGCGGGGCACUGGCAAGGCAAGCAGCAGCUAUCGUCUCGCCAAGCCGUAUCCAACACCGCCACCAUCCCCAUCAAUAUCACCAUCCCACCCAUACCUUGAUGACAACGACAACGACGAUGACGAGGCGUUGCUGAAUGAGGCAGAUGACUUCGACAACUGGGACAACGGGAUCCUUCGGCUGAGUGCGGGGUCGGGGAAGGAAGCCGAGGCGCCGGCAAAGAAGCCGCUCAAGGAGGACGCGAAAAAGACGCUGGCCGACCAGGUAAGGGAUGGCAAGUACGGGCUGAUCGAGAAGGAGCUAUUUCGCCGCAUACCCAAGCGACCAGGGGUGUUAAGCUAUGCCCGAAACUCCGAGGUGCCGCUGGAUAAUGAACGUAACUACGGGGGACUCAACGAGCAAGACAUCUGGCUUUCUGAAGAUCACCUGCUCGUGAUCAAGGGAGGCAGCCUUAAUGAGGAUGAGGAUCACGGCGGUGGCCAAUGGCCUCCCAUAGACGAUUACGAUGCGCCACCGCGACAAAUUAAGCUGCCAGCAAAUCCAGCGGUUCCGCCUCCCUUUCCCGUGCAGCUCGAGCCGCACGGGCCGCUGCAGAUUAUCCGAGAUAAUAAACUCGAGAUCCUCCAUCCGCCGCCUGGCAAUGCAACGCUAUCCGCUGACCUACCCAAGCAGGCGUCCAACCAGGGCUACGCUCCCACCCCGGCCCACACGGCGCAUCCUUCUUCCCGGGCGGGAGCGACAACAGCGUCUAAGGCAACUGCGCCCCCCUACGUCUAUCCGGCGCCCUAUGCCCAGUGGCUGCUAUACCCCAAUGAAACGACCCCGGGCAAUGGCCUGCUGAGAUCGUCGCCUCCACUGUUGGGGCCCUGGCUGAUAAACGGGCUGCAUGGCAACGGCUCCCUGACAGGGAAUACUGCAGAACUGCCUGGGAAUGGCAGCGAUUUCGAUGAGGACGACCCUUCACUCUAUUAUCCGCCGGCCUAUAGCUUUGUGUACAAAAGUAAUUACUCAAAUCCGGUGCCGCCGGGUCCGCUAGUUCCUGGGAUUGUCCUACCCCCUCCGCCAGAUCAUUUCAGCCACUUGGACAUCCAUUUAACGACCACCACUCGCAGACCCACCACAAGCAGCACCAUCUCCACCACGAGCACCACCACCACAACCACCACAACCACCACCAGCACAACCACGCCACGUCCACCUACGUCUCCACUACCGCUCAGGACAUCGUACAAGCCCAAAUACAAUGCCAUCAGUUACCUGCCGAAUUCUCGUCAGCACCACCCUUCUCCAAAGUAUGUUGAGCGGGUGCCAGUGCCCGUGGCGGUUCCCAUACCCAUCUACCCCAUUAACUACACGCCCAGGCCCGAGGCCAAGCUUGUGUUUGUGCCCAGUUCCACGGAGGGCAAGGCCCAGGAUAUGGAUCCGCCGCUCUCAAAGUCCAACCCCAUCUACUACGAGUACUUCGAGGCUAAGCGCCAGCCGGGGUCGAUCAAGUCCAAUGUUAUCGAGGACUUUCUGCCCACCAAAUCGCCGAAGCGCCAUCACCUUCAUCAUCAUCUUCACUACAAGGCAUCGGUCGGUCCGUCCAACGACGUGACAGAUAUUGUGAACAUCACUCCAAAGCCGCGGACCGCCCAGCUUCAGCUAAAUGCGGAGUACGAUGCCGCCCUGGGGCAGCUUCUGAGGAGCAACCUCAUAUCGGCAGCACCAGCAACAGGAGCAGCCACCGUAACUGGUCGCUUUCAUGCACCAGACUUUGACAAGCAGCCCUUCCUGCCCAUGGUUAACUACAGUGCGGACGAACAAGACCAGAAUGCCUUCAAGGCCAUCGUAUAUCAGACUCCCCCGUCCCGCCAGCGACAGCUGAGGGUGGGAAAGCAGCAGCAGCAGCAACAGCAGCAGCUUCAGCUGGACACCACGGAUGACUCCUAUCUACCCGAACGGCAACUGAGAGUGGGCAAGCAGCAGCAGCAGCAGGUCUACGACCCCCAAAUCUUCAGCACCCCAGGGCCACACUACGUUGACGAUCAGGUCAGGGGAGGAGUCCAUCUGCGUCCUCCUGCUCCUGUUCCUGUUCAGACAGGUGCGUUGCAGUUCUGGCAGCGUCCUCCGCCCCAGUUCAAGCGCGUGCGCCAAGGAAGUAAGCAUCCGCAUCCUCAUCCGCACCUCCACCCUUAUCCACCGUACUUCGUGCCCAGUUAUCCAAGUGCCCCGGCCGGAGAGCCUCUCUAUCGUCUGGUACCUGUGGCCCAGCACAAACACUGGCGCACUAAGCCGCAACAUCCUCUCCAGCAGGCCCAGCAGCAGUCGCAGCCCAUUCAGGUGCAUCCCCACGCGCAGUCCUAUCCGGACAGGGCCGUCAACAUUGGGCAUAGCCUGGCCGGUGACAUCUUGGUCAACUACAACAGCAACAAUCAGUUUAACCCCCAGGCGGAGUUAGUGCCUCAGGCUCAGUUGGCAGCGCCACCGCCACCGCCUCUGUCUUACCAGGCCCAGAGUGGCCAGGGUCUGGGGGGUCCGCUCUGGUCGGAGCGUGAGAAGCCGGCGCGGCAGCCACGUGCCCAGUAUACUGAGCAACAGCAACAGCAACAGCAGCAGCAGCAGUAGACGAUGGAGAUAAAGAUGGUUUCUAUGUCAUUGAUAGGCGUAAUGUCAAAAUGUGAUCUAUGGGGAGGACAAUCCAACACUAAGCCCAGCUUUUCCCAAAAUUAAAUUGGAGUAUUGCUGAUGCUGAUUUUGCCUCAUUUUCGAUUCUUCUUUUCCAAGUAUUCAAAGUUCUCCAUUCCGACCAAAGUAUUUCAGUGGCACAUUCCUUGUCAGGGGAUAAGUAGGGACAGUUUUAUCUGUUUAUCCAACGCGUACAUCCUUGUCCGUCAGAUCUGAUGGCAGUGGUUUUACAAGUAUUUGCUACGCGUCACGUCUACCAGGAGCUGACGCGUUUAUUUGAGGUGGAGCCAAUAUUGCACAAUGCAUAAAGCUGGCAUUGAGGCUACACUUAUGUACUUUGUUCCCAUUUCUUCUUUCCGAUACAACAACAUCAGCAUACCCGGAUCUGGCUCCAUAGCCUUCCUUUCAAUGGGGAGGCACAAGUAAUUAGUGAUGGAAAAUGAGGAAAGAACUAACGUUGUUCAUUCCUUACAAAUAUUACCAUGGGAUUUUUAUGGUUUACAUCGAUUUCUUCCCUUCCAAACGUUAUAAACUUGCUCCCCGAGUUAUAUUCUACCAAUUAUAAAUAAAUAUAUUAUGUAGAGCUGGUCAUUUAAGAUAAAUUAUAAUUUGAGGCCUGUUCACUCGCCUCAUUUGUGACAAGCAUCGAUAUACGUAUCGCGUAUCGCUUACAGGGUUACACAUCGAACCAAACUGGAUGUGCGCUUCAAGGCUUUUAGCUAAUAUGCAAGAUACACAGAUAUCUAUAUAUGCAUAAAUAUGUAUAUAUAGCAACAUGUACAUAACGAUGAAGUGUACGCAAAAUAAUCGAUGAAAGUUAUUCGUGCAUUACACAAAACCUAGUUUAAGGGAGAAAAAACGGAUCAUUUUCUUUGUUUGAUUUCCUUAAUUUUCUGUUCAAUCCUGUUUAUACACACAUGCUAUACCAUAUACACUAUAUGUACUAUUUAUUGUUUCCCUUUGAAUGUUUUCAAAAUCAAUGCGAAAUUUUGUAUAAAAGCCAUAACAACUAAGGUCACUGUAAGUUAAUAGAAACGCUGCAACAAUCACGGUAUGCAACUAAUAAACAUGAUAAAUAAUCGUACGCAAAUACCAUAUGUUAAAAUUUAAACAAUUAGAUGUACGACCUUUUUUUUGUUUAUUGUAAUAAAAGCAAAUAAUUUGUAGACGAGAAAUUUUAUCAUCGAAAUAAAGCGAAUCAAAUUGAAAUUUAAAAUGUC
Molecule: messenger RNA, 5255 nt
Organism: Drosophila miranda
Lineage: Eukaryota; Metazoa; Arthropoda; Insecta; Diptera; Drosophilidae
Product: mucin-5AC
Exons: 5
Coding region: 625-3975 (1116 amino acids)
Source: RefSeq, a predicted model, not a curated record